AUGGAGACGCCUUCAUCCGGGACCGCAACACCAGUGGAUGUGGAAUUCGGCAACAGCCAAAUUCGCAAACGCUUGACUGUCACAUUUCGCGAUCUCACUGUCCGAGUUACAGCACCCGAUGCUGCCCUAGGCGACACGCUUUGGUCGGAAGUUGACCCACGCCAGCUUGGCAACCUAUUCAACAAGAAAAAGUCAAAAAGGUCAAUUCUCAAAGAUGUCUCCGGUCAAGUGCGACCAGGAGAAAUGCUCCUCGUGCUUGGCAGACCAGGCUCCGGCUGCACGUCACUCCUUCGAGUGCUUUCAAAUGACCGCGAAACUUUCGACGAAAUCAGUGGUGACACCAUGUACGGAAGUCUGGACCACAGAGACGCGAAGAAAUACCGCCAGCAGAUCAUGUUCAAUAACGAAGACGAUCUGCAUUUUCCCACACUUACUGUCAAUCGAACCAUGAAAUUCGCUCUGCGAAAUAAAAUUCCAAAUGAAAGGCCCCCAGGGCUAACCGCCCGAAAGGAGUUUGUGAGCGAAAAACGAGAUGAUAUUCUCAACUCGUUGGGAAUCGGCCACACGAAAAAGACUCUUGUUGGCAACGAGUUCAUUCGUGGAGUAUCUGGAGGUGAACGCAAGCGUGUCUCCCUUGCUGAAGUUCUUGCAGGACAGAGUCCUGUUCAGAUGUGGGACAACCCCACUCGAGGCUUGGAUUCUAAAGCUGCGGUUGAAUUUGCUCGUAUGCUGCGCCGUGAAGCAGACGAAAAUGAAAAGACCAUGGUUGCCACCACCUAUCAAGCCGGUAAUGGCAUUUACGACCAGUUCGACAAAGUUCUUGUUCUCGCGGAAGGAAGACAAGAGAGUAUUUCGAAAGAAUGGGUUUCGAUUUCCCAAGGGGGGGCUAAUAUUGCUGACUUUCUUACUUCGGUCACCGUCCUGACGGAGCGUAUCGUUCGCUCCGGAUGGGAGGCAAAGGUCCCAAACACUCCUGAGGAAUUUGAGGAAAGAUACCACCAAAGUUCGAUCUAUCGUGAUCAGGUUGAUACCAUGGAGCCUACGGAAAAGCUUGUUCACGAAAUUGAAGAUCUGGAGCUUGCCGUGGCUAGAGAAAAGCGAAAGCAUCAUAUGCCUCGACAGAAGAGUGUUUAUACCGCAGGGCUCUGGGAGCAAGUCGGCUCUUGUACUGUUCGACAAUUCCAGAUCAUGUGGGGGGAUAAAUUCUCCCUGGUGGUCAAAGUCGUCUCGGCUAUCCUCCAGGCUUUGGUUUGCGGCUCCCUCUUCUACAACCUUGCCGAAGACAGUAGUUCUAUCUUCCUGCGUCCCGGUGUCCUCUUCUUCCCCAUCCUUUAUUUCCUUCUCGAGUCACUCUCAGAAACGACCAAGUCGUUCAUGGGCCGCCCAAUUCUCUCUCGGCAAAAGCGAUUCGGAUUCUAUCGUCCGACAGCCUUCUGCAUCGCAAACGCCAUAACAGAUAUUCCAGUCAUUAUGGUGCAAGUAACAUGCUUUGCACUCAUUCUGUACUUUAUGUCAGCCCUCCAGAUGGAUGCUGGGCGAUUCUUUACCUUCUGGGUCAUCAUCAUCGCCCAGACACUCUGCUUUGCUCAGCUUUUCCGGUCAGUUGGUGCGAUUUGCAAGAAAUUUGGAAACGCCUCCAAAAUCUCCGGCUUGCUCUCCACUGUCUUUUUUGUUUAUGGAGGCUACCUGAUUCCAUUUGAAAGCAUGCACGUCUGGUUCCGCUGGAUAUUUUACUUGAACCCAGGAGCAUAUGCAUUCGAGGCGCUCAUGGCGAACGAGUUUGUUGGGCGGGAGUUCCAAUGUAUCGAGCCUGAUUACAUCCCAUACGGCGCAGGUUACUCUAGCUCAGUAUCGCUUCACAGGGGAUGUUCGGUCCCUGGAAGUAAGGACGGCGUGAUUAGCGGGGAAGCCUAUAUCAGGGAGCAGUACAGCUAUUCAUUCCAUCACAUCUGGCGCAGCUUUGGUAUUAUCAUUGGCUUUUGGAUAUUUUUCAUUGGUCUUACCUCGCUGGGAUUCGAGUUGAAGAAUAGCCAAGGUGGGUCCUCAGUCUUGCUUUACAAACGUGGAAGCCAGAAUCAGAAUCAGCAUCAGUUGGGCGAAAAGAAUAUAUCAGCCAAAAGCGAGCAGCCUGGAGACAUGGGCGCUCUUUGGGGCUCAGUCAAGAAUUCGACAUUUACAUGGAACAAUCUUGACUAUCAUGUUCCCUUCAAUGGAGAAAAGAAACAGUUGCUUGACAAGGUUUUUGGGUUUGUGAAACCUGGAAACCUGGUUGCUCUGAUGGGUGCCUCUGGUGCUGGGAAAACAACGUUACUCGAUGUUCUUGCACAACGCAAAGAUUCUGGUGAAAUUUACGGAUCAAUCCUCAUUGAUGGACGCCCGCAAGGGAUCAGCUUUCAGCGAAUGACUGGAUACUGUGAGCAGUUGGAUGUGCACGAGUCAAGCGCGACCGUACGAGAAGCACUUAUAUUUUCUGCGGUACUUCGGCAACCUUCCAGUACUUCCUACGACGAUAAAAUUGCCUAUGUCGACCACAUCAUUAAUCUUUUGGAGCUUCGCGAUAUCAGUGAUGCGCUUAUUGGAGUGCCCGGAGCUGGUCUCAGUAUUGAGCAACGCAAGCGCGUAACUCUCGGUGUUGAGCUCGUGGCCAAGCCUACCUUGCUUUUCCUGGAUGAACCAACCUCUGGUCUGGAUGGCCAGAGUGCUUAUAACAUUGUUCGAUUUCUUCGGAAGCUUGUUGAUGGAGGACAAGCUGUAUUGUGUACGAUUCACCAGCCUUCUGCCGUUCUGUUCGAUGCAUUCGAUGGCCUUUUGCUGCUGGCAAAGGGCGGCAAGAUGACUUACUUUGGCGAAAAUUUUGGAUUAUUUUUCACGCAACGGUGCCCGUGUCCACCAGAUGCCAAUCCGGCUGAACACAUCAUCGAUGUCAUUCAAGGGAGUGCGAAUAAUGGAGCCGACUGGGUCGACGUUUGGAAAGACUCAGAAGAACGAAAAAUGGCACUCAAAGAGCUUGACGCUUUGAAUGCGGCCGGGAUGGCCGAUCCCAAUUAUGUGGAGGAUACUGCGGACUUUGCUACCUCCCGCUGGUUUCAGUUCAAGGUGGUUUCAAAACGCCUUACAAUUCAGAUUUGGCGGUCACCCGAUUAUAUGUGGAACAAGAUGAUUCUCCAUAUCUUCGCUGCUUUAUUCAGCGGAUUCACCUUUUGGAAGAUUGGAGACGGCACCUUUUCUCUCCAACUGCGACUUUUCGCCAUCUUCAACUUCAUUUUUGUCGCUCCUGGUUGCAUUAACCAGAUGCAGCCUUUCUUUCUCCACAAUCGCGAUAUCUUUGAGACACGCGAAAAGAAGUCUAAAACUUAUCACUGGAUUGCUUUCAUUGGUGCUCAGACAAUUACCGAGAUUCCUUAUCUCGUCAUCUGCGCAACGCUCUAUUUUGUUUGUUUCUACUUCACUGCCGGAUUUCAAAGUCUCGCCAGCAUUUCGGGCCACUUUUAUCUUCAAAUGAUAUUCUACGAGUUUCUGUAUACUUCGAUUGGCCAAGCUAUCGCCGCUUACGCGCCAAAUGAGUAUUUUGCUGCGGUUAUGAACCCUGUCCUUAUUGGGGCUGGAUUGGUCAGCUUCUGCGGAGUUGUUGUACCCUACAGUCAGAUGCAGCCAUUCUGGCGCUAUUGGAUGUACUACCUUGACCCGUUCACCUAUCUUGUGGGUGGUCUUCUUGGAGAGGUUCUCUGGGAUGUCAAGGUUCAAUGUGAACCAUCCGAAUACAUCACGUUUAGCGCUCCGUCUGGCCAGACAUGCGGUCAAUAUAUGACAGACUUUCUUUCAACCCAGGCUGGCUAUUUGCUGGAUUCAAAUUCAACGGAUACUUGCUCCUUUUGUCAAUACUCGACGGGCGCUGACUAUGCCAAAACUUUCAACUUACAAGAGAAAUACUACUCCUGGAGAGACACUGGAAUUACUGCUCUCUUUUGCAUUACCUCAUAUGCCCUUGUGUUUUUUAUGAUGAAGCUUAGAAGCAAGAAAACCAAAAGCGCCCGAUCCGAGUGA
Messenger RNA from Penicillium cosmopolitanum, 4044 nucleotides. Its product is annotated as putative ABC multidrug transporter. Gene Ontology annotation, cellular component: membrane. The transcript is spliced from 15 exons. Gene Ontology annotation, biological process: transmembrane transport. The coding region runs from base 1 to 4044 and encodes 1347 amino acids. Gene Ontology annotation, molecular function: ABC-type transporter activity; ATP hydrolysis activity; ATP binding. NCBI's taxonomy places the organism in Eukaryota, Fungi, Ascomycota, Eurotiomycetes, Eurotiales, Aspergillaceae. The record is from RefSeq and is a predicted model, not a curated record.